Entrophospora sp. SA101 is the source of this 222-nucleotide messenger RNA. The record is from the annotation of a GenBank genome assembly. NCBI's taxonomy places the organism in Eukaryota, Fungi, Glomeromycota, Glomeromycetes, Entrophosporales, Entrophosporaceae.
AUGUCAACACUCAGUGCAAUGCAAGCAAUUUUGUCUGGAGGAUUUUUGCCAGGCAAAGAAGAAGAACAAGUCAAAACAAUAGAAUUGAAAAAAGAUGAAUUAACUUUUCAAUGUGGCAUCUGCUAUAUUAAAUACAAAGAUGAUUUACUGGGUGCUGAAACUGCUCGGGAAGGAAAAAUUUGUCGUUUCUGUUUGGAUAAAAAACAAAGAGAGUUAAAAUAA